Molecule: messenger RNA, 2113 nt
Organism: Pipistrellus kuhlii (Kuhl's pipistrelle)
Lineage: Eukaryota; Metazoa; Chordata; Mammalia; Chiroptera; Vespertilionidae
Gene: VGLL1
Product: vestigial like family member 1
Exons: 5
Coding region: 160-897 (245 amino acids)
Biological process (GO): regulation of transcription by RNA polymerase II
Cellular component (GO): nucleus
Source: RefSeq, a predicted model, not a curated record
GGGGAGGGUACAAAAUCCCCAGCCCCUGCUUCCGCAAGCACUGAGUUGCUAUAAAAGGCGCCAGGCAUCAAAACGCACCUUUGACCAGCCAUAGUUCCACAUCUGCAUCUUUCUCUGGCUCAGCUCAUGGUCUGGAAUUAAGCUAUCACCUGUGUCACAAUGGAAGAAACGAGUAUGUGUGCCACCCCAUUGCAGAAGCCUAUAAAGACUGAGUGGAAUUCUCGGUGUGUCAUUUUCACCUAUUUUCAAGGGGACAUCGGCAGUGUAGUGGAUGAACACUUCUCCAGAGCUCUGAGCAAUGCCAAGAGCCCCCAGGAAUUGAGCCCCGUGAGCCAGAAUGGAGAUGUGAUCCUGAAGAAUGAUAGUGACAUGCCUCCAAAUCAUUGGCGUUUCUCUUCUCAGUGGACAAAGCCACAGCCAGAAGUAUCUUUUGCAAAUGGCACCGUCAACUGCAUCACGAAUGGGUUUGGUCCCAUGCCUAUGGAUCAGUACCCACUGCCCCUGUCUGGGGGUCCCUCUGUUCAGUCUAGUGAGCUGUGGCAUUUCUCCUCCCUAAUGAGCCCAAUCUCUCCAGAGCCAGAAUACCCUCAUGCCUUCUCUGCUGGGCACCUGGUUCCAGAGGUUCAGCCUAAUGGGAAAUAUGAGUCCCUCCUAAAUUUCCUCCAGCAAGAGAGAUGUGUAGCCUAUCCUCAGCAAGCUGCCAUGUGGGAGAAUUGCAACUCUGCCCAGGCAGCCAGAAGCACGGGAUUGCCCUUCAACCUGCCUUCCAGCUCAGUUCACUGUAGGAAAUAUUUGCGUCCAGAUCGUGCAUCUGCCAGUGCCAGCCUUGCAAGUGCCAGCCUUGCAAGUGGAAAAAGCCAGUCUCCAGAGAGAAGAAAGGAUUUGUUCUUUUACUGAACUUCAGUUUAAAGAAAAGAAUUCAUUUUUCCAAACCUGCUCAUGAUUUUCUACUGUGAAACCAGAGGGUCUAAAUACAGCACGGUCUUUUUCUCUUUUUGUCACUAAAGAGCACUGAGUCUGGAACAAGUUUUCAUUCUCCCUAAAAUUGCACACUUCUCUUCCUUGGCACCUAUACCCUAUGGCAGGGGUUUUAAUAUUUGUUAAGUGAUCCCCAGUACAUAAAAUCAUUAGAUGGGGAGCAUGGAGGUCCACCUGCUAGCUCAUCCCAUCUGACACUGCACCAUUGCUCUCCUACUUAGAAAUAAUAGUCCUUUUACUCUCUACCAGCAGGGUCUUUCAAACCAAGACUGACUGUGGGGUAUUCUAUGAGGUUGUCCUACUUUUCCAAUUGAAUAGAGAUACCAGGAUCAGCAUUAAGCUUCCCAAGUUUAACCAGACUGAUCAACUUCACUCCUGCCUUUACCAAAAUCAAAACAAAAAAAUGGGGUAGGCAAGGUAGUGGAUUGAGGUUGGCCAUUCCCCUCAUCCUCAAAGUCUGGAAGAGAACCAAGAAGGUCUCAGGAUGACCCUGAUGAAUGAAAUAGCUUCACUUGGAAAUUUGGAUUCCUCAGUUCUAAAAAAGUGAUUCCAACUGGAAUUACCGAGAAAUCCGAGGACUAACUUAUUGGAAGUUAGUUAGCAAACUGCCUCAUUCGAAGUUGGGCCUGGAGUAAGUUUUGUAUCCCAAGCAUUUCUUAGCCACAAUUCCAUGAGUUCCUGUCUGCCCUAAGUCUGAGGGUGAGGACUCUGGCUUAUUUAUUUGGACCUUGGAAGCACCUUGAAGCUUUCUACAGGGGCCAACCUAACUUCCAUAAAAUUUCCUUUAGCUCGUUCACUGUUAGUGGCAUCUGAGAAAAUUAACUUUUUUUUUUAGCACAGAACCUUUGGGGCUGCCCAUGGAGAUAACACACCGUAUCUUAGAUGAACUAGAGGUGAAAGGAAAGGGUUGGUCUAAAACAGCGGCAAGACCUCCCUGCAGAUUGUUCCUAAUAAGAUGACAAAUUUCUCCAAACUCAUUAAUUUCUCUAACGUAUUAGACAACCUUGCGUCCACCAUGAGCUUGGUACUUACCAUGUGACAACACUGGAAGCUCCUGCUGUCAAUGUUCCCCAACCACACUCCACUUGUUCCUGUGUACUGCUUAAAGGAUGAGUAAUAAAACUUCACUUUUAUG